GGCAAAGUGCUGCUGAAGAUCCGUGAUGAGGAACCAGAGAAGCGUGUAUCGCCAGCGCUAAAGACAGUGUCCGCUAUCCCACGUACUUAUUUCAAUCCGGAAAAAUCAUACGUCCUGGUCGGCGGUCUCGGUGGAUUCGGUUUAGAAUUAGUCAACUGGAUGAUCGCCCGCGGCGCCAAAUUUAUCAUUCUCGUAUCGCGCACAGGUAUUCGCACCGGUUACCAAGCAUUGUGUGUGCGUCGCUGGCGCGAGGGCGGCGCAAAAGUCGUGAUCUCUACGUCGGAUGCUACGACGUUGUUGGGUGCCGAGCACUUAAUCCAGGAAAGCAAUCGUCUAGCUCCAGUAGGCGGUAUAUUCAAUCUGGCGAUUGUACUUCACGAUGCCCUAAUCGAAAAUCUGAAGGAAGCCGAUUUUAAAACGGUCACUUUGCCAAAAAUCGAUAUAACAAAGAGUUUAGAUGCAGUGUCAAGAAAACUCUGCCCGGCGCUAGAUUACUUUGUGGUAUUUUCGUCCAAGGUGUCCGGUCUCGGCAAUAUUGGUCAAACCAAUUACGGUUUCGCGAAUUCGACCAUAGAGAGACUGAUGGAGAAGAGGCAGGCAAAUGGUUUACCCGGUGUCGCCAUACAAUGGGGUGCCAUCAACGAUGUUGGCGUACUAAUUGAAACGAUGGGAGACGACAUUGUGCUGCGUGGCACUGCACAACAAGACAUGUCAAGUUGCCUCACGACGAUGGAUAUAUUCCUUCAACAACCGCACCCGGUGCUGGUUUCCUCAGUGUUAGCUGAGAAACAUAAAUCUGCAUCCGAUGACAGCAGCAAGUCCAACUUCAUCGCAACAAUUGCCAAUAUUCUAGGCAUCAAAGAUAUUAAUUCGAUCAAUCCCAACGAUAGUUUGGCCGACCUGGGUAUGGACUCGCUGAUGAGUACAGAAAUCAAACAGAUUCUCGAGAGGAGCUUUGACAUCCUGCUGUCGACCCGUGAUAUUCGUGCCAUUACUUUUGUCAAACUGCAAGAAUUAUCUUCGACCAGUGAGAUAAUGAAACAGCAGCAAUCUUUCUCGGUGAACGCGGCCACGAGUGUAGACACAAAUGUAUCGUCCGACAUGCUACGGAUGCAGUGGCCGAACAACGAGGUACUGCCUAAAGAGGUGCUCGUUCGCUUAGAAACAAAGAAUUCCAACGGACCACCGUUGUUUGUCGUCCAUGGUAUUGAAGGUCUCGUUAACUCGCUAGACCAUGUGGCCAGUGAACUCGAGAGGCCGUUAUGGGGUCUGCAGAGCAUUGAGCAGGCGCCUCAUGAAACGCUGUCGGAGUUAGCGGAAUUCUAUGUCAACACCGUUCGAAAACUUCAGAAAAAAGGACCAUACCAUUUGGCAGGAUACUCGUUUGGAGUUUGCGUUGCCAUCGAAAUGACUCUGCAAUUGGAAUCUGCUGGAGAGAAGGUUGUUCUGAGUCUAAUCGAUGGUUCACCGGCAUUCACGCAACAGCAUAUUAAAAUGGUCGGCAGACUGGAUAACUUGGAAGAGGGUAUUAUUUCCAACUUGUGUAUGAAAACACUGGCAUAUUUCAGCAUACAAUUUAAUAAUACCAUCAGUUUCAUACAAGCGUACGAUAUUUUGAAACAGAGUAAAUCAAAUGUGGAGAUGUUUGACAAGAUGAUAGAAGUGAUAGGCGACACGCCGUUUACACAGAAUGAUCUAAAGAUCGCUGGACAUCUUUUAUUCAAGAAACUAGCAGCUGCUCUAAACUAUAAUCCGACUAAAAAGAUCAAAGGACCGGUCACAUUGAUUAAAGCUACAGAGACCUUUGUAUCUUUAGAAAAAGAUUACGAUUUAUCAAGGAUUUGCACAGAACCCGUGAGAAUAGAAGAGGUGACCGGUAAUCAUAGGACGAUAUUGCUGGGAGAAAGUGCAAAGAAAAUCGCAGGUCUCUUGCGAGUGUAGAAUUUAAGAACAUUCGUGUUACAAGUUCUAUUAUAUUUGAGAAUGAUUAUGUAGCACAAUAUACCGUAAUAUUGCAAAUAAUAGCAUACCGUUGCGAUGUAACUGAAACAUUCUAUGGUGCAGGAAAAUUAAAUUACAUUACGUUUAUCGUUAAUAAUUUAACUCUUUUUUUAAGUUUACCCUCUCAACUGUUAAGUUAUAUAAGCUUAACAUUUCUAGAAGUUCCUUGAAAUUCGUGUACCCCAAGGAGAACAAAAAGUCAAAAUGAUGUAAUGGUGACGUCAAGAUGACGGGAAAAUAUCAGAGUUUGAUCACUGAAACUUUAUGACUUCAAUAUGACUAUACAGUGACUCGCCAUAAAAUCAUUAUAUAACGAUAUUUUGACUUACAGGAUUUUAAUUCAAUAUGCAUAUUUUCGAAAAUAUAAUUUUUUGAGAGGAGAUUGCCUGGCACUUAUUCAUUGAAAUUAUCUUAUAUGUAUAUACAGGGUGAUUCAGGAGGAAAGGUCAAUAUUUUGGAAGGUGAUAGUA
This is a messenger RNA of Vollenhovia emeryi, 2471 nucleotides long. Its product is annotated as fatty acid synthase-like. NCBI's taxonomy places the organism in Eukaryota, Metazoa, Arthropoda, Insecta, Hymenoptera, Formicidae. The annotation marks the transcript as partial. Gene Ontology annotation, biological process: fatty acid biosynthetic process. The transcript is spliced from 4 exons. The record is from RefSeq and is a predicted model, not a curated record. Gene Ontology annotation, molecular function: fatty acid synthase activity; phosphopantetheine binding.